AGACCUUCUACAGCAGGCAUGUAAUCCGCGGCCCAUCGUAAUUAGGGAAAAUGGCUGACGAUUCGUCGAAACAUGUUUUGACAAUUGCAAUUGAUUGAGUCCCGAUGUGCCACGAAGAAUUACGUCACGGUGAAAAUGCUACAUACCUGCUGCAUUCUCUGACGUAACAUCCUCUGGACACUAGGUGGAUGUAGUAGAAUUUGAGAAGUUACCAUCGCUGUGUUAACACCGAAAGAGAGAGACCGCAUCAUGUGUCUUCUGUAGUUUCUACAAUCAUGGUUUAGACUAAGGGUCAUUAAGGCAAUAAAAUGCCUGCCAGUUUAGUUAAUAAUGGGACAGCAUUUUGCUAGUCUCAGAGAGUUCUUUAGAAUGGACGGUGAAAGACAAGCUGCUGAGAUAUGCGCUAGCGCGCUCAGCCAACCAUUGCCCCUGGAAAUGGUGAAUCGAGAUAUCACCGAGAGUCUGUCCGAAAACGAGACCAAUGGCAAUGUACCUGUAAUGAACUCUAAUAUACUGCCGAACAGACUAGAAUGUAAACUAGAAGGAAAUUUGGACAACGAUCGUUUAAACUUAGAUGUAGACAACCAUAAUUCUAGAUUCGAAUCUUUGUAUAGUCAACCUGUUGAAGCUCAGGAUACAAAGCAAGUUUGUAAUAAUGGCAACGUUACUAAUGAAUCGUCGUUUAGACAGCAGCAGGAAGCGUGCUGCAGUAGUUCUAGUAGUAGCAACAGUAGUAGCAGUUCCGAAGAUAGUCCCAUAAAUCCACCAUUGAGAAGAUCGUCUAAAACUUUAUCAUUUGGAAAGAGAAAGAAUAAGCAGCGCAACAAGGAUCAAAGUCCAGUUUGUAAUCACGUUUUAUCGUCGAAGAAGAAGCGUAGCAACUGGGUGUUGAAAUUUAAUUGCGCCAAGAGCAAAAGCUCCAAAAACACGGACAUUAUUCCCGGUCAAGGGAGUAAUAAUUCAGAUUGCGUAUGUACAGGUUACAGAAGAACCGAGGAGCAUCCUAUGGGUGCGGGCACCGUAUUUAAUAGUCGAUCCGCUCCGCAAAGUCCCGUUCUCGGGCCACUGCCACCUAGCCCCGUAAUUGAUUUAUCGCGAUUUAAUCCCGAAGAAUUUCCUAUGGAAGAUUGUGACGAACGCGCGCGAAUACAACGCGCUCGAGAGAUGGAGGAAGGGGUCGAACCCCCUCCUGGUUAUAAGCCUAAUUAUCCUACGGGAAUACAAGUUCAUCCUAAUGGAAUAACAGUGGACAGUUUGGCGGCAUUGUUCCAAGCACAUGCCGGUAUUCAAGCUGCCGCUCUCACAGCCUUAUCGCAGAUCGACUUUACAUUAAUUCCAAAUAUUGAAAGACCCGCUCAUACGCAGGUCGACUAUGUCCACUGCCUCGUACCGGAUUUAAGGUCGAUUACUGCCUGCUCUUUUUACUGGGGUAAGAUGGACCGUUACGAAGCGGAACGCUUAUUGGAGGGCAAGCAAGAGGGUACCUUUCUGUUACGAGACUCUGCGCAGGAGGAAUUUUUGUUUUCUGUGAGCUUUCGCAAGUACGGACGUUCGUUGCACGCGCGGAUCGAACAGUGGAAUCAUAAAUUUAGCUUCGAUUCGCACGAUCCAGGAGUUUACGCUUCCGAAACAGUAUGCGGUUUAAUCGAACAUUAUAAGGAUCCGUCAUGUUGUAUGUUUUUCGAACCUAUGCUCACUAUUCCGUUGCACCGAAAUUUCGCAUUUCCGCUACAGCAUCUGUGUAGAGCGGUGAUAACCACGCGGACAACGUACGAUGGCAUAAACAAGCUGCAAUUGCCAAAGACACUCAAGAGUUAUCUCAAGGAGUAUCACUAUAAGCAGAGGGUGCGAGUCAGGCGGUUAGACACGGAAAGUGAUCUACAGACAGACUGCAGAUCCAUAUCAUGCUUGCCGAUAUGAGUCUUCGUGUAUUAAUAUUCGAUGAAACUUUAUCAUAUGUUGCGCAAUUAUAUUUCUUUAUUGUCAUUCUGCGCCGCCGUAUUAAAUGCGAGCGGUAUGCAUUAUGCAUGCACAUGCAUUGUAAUACCAGGAAUACCAUGACUCCGACCCACAAUUACACAGGACAUUAUUGCAAUAUUAGCAAUAAAAGCAGUAUAUUCAUCUUAAGGUGGACAUACACUGAGCGAAGGGACAACGAAUCAACGAAUGCGAAUAUUCAUUGUUAAAGUUCAGAAAACGUUAUAAUUGCAAACCUUCAUCAGCGUUAGAGUCACUUAUGAAAAUACAAUUCAAUGCAAAUAUUUGAUAUAACACAAAAUAAAGCGAUGAACAUUUGCUUUGUGUUCGCUCAGUAUAUAUCCACUUUUAAACGAUAAUAGCUUCCACAGAGGGAAAACAGUGUAGUUAUAAUUUAAAAAGAAGAAAAAGGAAAAAAAAAUUAGUGGGACUUGUGCAAAAUAUGUGCAAAACUUAUGCGCGCGACAGGUGCCUAUGUUCCCUCGAAAAAGUAAUUCAAUAUGUAAAUACGUCAAACUGACAAUGCUUCGUAUACACACGCACAGCAUAUUACGGAAAUCGUUUACCGUAUUAUGUAAACUUCAAUAUCUCAUUGCUACUGUUCUUAUUAUUACUGCUACUUUUAUUUCUCUAUUUUAUUCCUGACUAUGUUAUCUUUUAAUCGUUAUUUUGAAUAUGUACUCGAGUAUCUUCUUGAGUAUAUGUAUAAUUUGAUGUUAAUUAAACUUACGCGUACAGUUUGUACAUUGAUAAUUUUUAUAGAACGAUACCAAAACUUAUGCCUUUGAAAGGCGCGGCAAUUUAGUCUUUUAGAAAUUUUAUUAUAAAAAAUUAUGUCAUCAAAUUUUUAACCUUUAUACGUAACUAAAUGUAACUAAAGUUACAAAAUCAUUGCAAGAUCUGGUUCGUAUUACUCCUAUUGUGCCUAUUUAUAAUGUUAAAUAUUAUUAGGUGAACGCUGUCUGUGUUCAUGUUCAUCAUUGGCAGAUAAAAAAAAGUCUACAAUUUGUGUAAAUUAUUUAAAUUUUGAAACGUGGAGGAGAUAUCAGAUGCAAUGAAUUGAACUUGGAGUAAAACAAUGCAAAUCAUUAAAAUGAUAAAUUUGCAAAGUAUAUAAUAUUAUAGUAUGAAAUUGUUAAAAGUAUUGGUUAAUGGUUACUCAUAUAAUGAACUUCGUAUUAAUAAAAAAUUUAAUAUUUAUGUGUA
Nylanderia fulva is the source of this 3183-nucleotide messenger RNA. It is a transcript of the gene Socs36E, whose product is annotated as Suppressor of cytokine signaling at 36E. The record is from RefSeq and is a predicted model, not a curated record. Gene Ontology annotation, biological process: intracellular signal transduction; phosphatidylinositol phosphate biosynthetic process. NCBI's taxonomy places the organism in Eukaryota, Metazoa, Arthropoda, Insecta, Hymenoptera, Formicidae. Gene Ontology annotation, cellular component: phosphatidylinositol 3-kinase complex. Gene Ontology annotation, molecular function: 1-phosphatidylinositol-3-kinase regulator activity.